UCUGCAUUUCCUUGCCAGAAAAACCUUUCACUGGCGGCAAGCUCCUUCUCUGCUCUGGGCAGAAAUUGAUUUUUCAGUUCGUAAAAUGCUUGGAAGGAGCGGGACGUGGUAUUGAGUUGCGUCACUGCUGUUCUUUUCGCCGGCUUCUUUCAGUUCUGGACAGUCUCGAAAGGCUUUAAAUGGCAUCGGAUGUUCCCUCCUUGGGCUGUGCUUCAGGGACGCCUGGACCCAGCACGCAUUCCGGAGGAGGCAUCGUCCAGAGAACGAACAAGCGGAAGACAGGGCUCGAUUUUGAUGACGAUGGUGAAGGGAACAGUAAAUUUCUCAGAUGCGAUGAUGACCAGCUCCCGAACGACAAGGAGAGAUUCGCUAGGUCUGAUGAUGAGCAGAGUUCAGCGGAUAAGGAAAGACUGGCCAGGGAGAACCACAGCGAGAUUGAGCGCCGGCGGAGGAACAAGAUGACGGCCUACAUCACAGAGCUUUCGGACAUGGUGCCCACCUGCAGCGCCUUGGCCCGCAAGCCGGACAAGCUCACCAUCCUGCGCAUGGCCGUCUCGCACAUGAAGUCCCUCCGGGGCACUGGGAACACCUCCACCGACGGCACCUACAAGCCUUCCUUCCUCACCGACCAGGAGCUCAAGCACUUGAUCCUGGAGGCGGCCGACGGUUUUCUCUUCAUCGUGUCCUGCGAGACCGGCCGGGUGGUCUACGUCUCCGACUCGGUGACGCCCGUCCUGAACCAGCCCCAGUCCCAGUGGUUCGGCAGCACACUCUACGACCAGGUGCACCCCGACGACAUGGACAAGCUGCGGGAACAGCUGUCCACGGCAGAGAACGCCCUCACGGGCCGCAUCCUUGAUCUGAAGACUGGAACCGUCAAGAAGGAAGGUCAGCAAUCCAUGCGGAUGUGCAUGGGCUCCCGGAGGUCCUUCAUCUGCCGAAUGAGAUGCGGCAACACCACGGUGGAUCCCGUCUCCAUGAACCGCCUCAGCUUUAUGAGAAGCAGAUCCCGGAACGGGUUGGGUGCCAUGAAGGACGGCGAGCCUUGUUUUGUUGUGGUCCACUGUACAGGCUACAUAAAAGCCUGGCCGCCAGCAGGGGUUUCGCUGCCAGAUGACGACCCGGAUGCUGGUCAGGGGAGCAAGUUUUGCCUGGUGGCGAUCGGCAGGCUGCAGGUCACAAGUUCACCCAGCUGCGUGGAUAUGAACACCGUGUGCCAGCCGACCGAGUUCAUCUCCCGCCACAACACUGAUGGGCUCUUCACCUUCGUCGACCACCGCUGCGUGGCCACAGUCGGCUACCAGCCACAGGAACUCCUGGGGAAGGACAUAGUGGAAUUCUGCCACCCAGAAGACCAGCAGCUUUUGAGGGACAGCUUCCAGCAGGUAACAGCCACCGGCCGUGCUUUGCUGGGACUGAUGGGAGUUGGAGCCCAUCGCCGUCCGGAGGGCCGAAGGUUCCCCAGCGCCCGACUUGGAUCGAUCUCUUUGUCUGCCUCUUCUUGUUUCCAGGUGGUGAAGUUAAAAGGCCAAGUUCUGUCUGUCAUGUUCCGUUUCCGGUCCAAGAACCGAGAAUGGCUCUGGAUGAGAACUAGCUCCUUCACCUUCCAGAACCCCUACUCGGAUGAGAUAGAGUACAUCAUCUGUACCAACACCCACGUGAAGAAUGCCAGCCAGGACUCACGGCCUGCAUUGUCCAACCCGAUGCAGAGGCCCCAGCUGGGCCCAAAUGCCGGCCUGCCUUUGGAGAUGAGUCCAGGACAGCUGCCGACCAGGCAGCCGCCAACACAGCCGACGGAAGUUGAUGUGGUCCCUGGAAGGGAGAGUUUGGCCAGUUACGACCACGCGCAGGCUGCUGUCCAACCGGUGACCACCGCUGGCUCGGACCACUGCAAACCUGUUGAGAAAACAGAGAACCUGUUUGGUCAGGAUCGGGACCCUCGUUUCAGCGAAAUCUACAGUGGGAUCAGCCCAGACCAGACAAAGGCUGUGCCCGCCACCGCCGUGCCCGCCAGCCAGUCUCUCUUCUCCCAGGGAAACGGUUUUGUCGCUCCACGUCCCACCGAGAACUUCAGGAGCAGCACAAUGGGUCCACCCGUGAACGUCAUUCAGCAGCAGUUGCCCCCAGCGCCGCACUCUACAUCAGCAGGCCAGAUGCUGGCCCAGAUCUCUCGCCACUCCAAUCCCGAUCAGGUCUCUGGGACCACCUGGGCUUCCGGGACGACACGGCCGCCUUUCACAGCCCAACAAGCGGCUUCCCAGGCUGUUAAGCCUCGACCUCCUUCCUUUGCCAUGGGCGCUUUCCAGGGCACGCCGUCCUCCUUCAGCGCCAUGGCAACUCCCGGCUCCACGGCUUUGCCAGGCAGGGCCGCCUACCCGAGCCUCACCAGCCGGAACGCCAGCUUUGCAGCCGGAGAGAGUGGGCAGACCGCAGCUGCGUUCCAAGCCCGGACAGCAGAGGGGGUUGGCGUUUGGUCACAGUGGCAGGGUCAGCACCACGGACAGAGCUCAGGUGAAGCACACACCCAGCAGCAGCAGCCAAACCAGCCAGAAGUCUUCCCGGACAUGUUAUCCAUGCUGGGAGAACAGGGAGCCAGCUACAACAAUGAAGAAUUUCCCGAGUUGAAUAUGUUCCCUCCCUUUUCGGAAUAAGGACGGAAACCGAUCCGUGCAGACGACGCAGUUUUCUGUGUAGCUACGUGGAAAGGGAGGAGCGAAGGGGCUUGCUCUCUGUCUCUUUCUUCAGUUCUUUCAAAGACUGCCGACGGGAAGCAGAAGCGUCCGGCGAGAGCUUGCAAAUGGAGGCCGGCUCGUUGCCAACAUGGGCAGAGUCUCCGGCGAGGCCAUGCUGCUGGUCCCCCUCCCAAGCCUGCCGUGGAACUGGUUGCAUUUUGGAAGGCUCCAAGUGCAAGUUUAGAAGCAGUCAUUUGGUGGGGAGGGCUCCCCCGCACCUGGCGGGCGUGGAAAUGCUCCGAGUGCGAUCAUCAGGAAUUUUUUAAAAGCUCAGCGGAUUUUUUUUAAAAAAAGACAGUCUAUGCCAUAAUCUUUUAUACAUAUAUAUAUAUAUAUCAAAAUUGUAUUCUUGUUUAGACAUUGUCAGGGAAAGGGGAUAGGAUGUGUACCCCAAAUAAUGCAAAACCUUAUGUAACUCUGUCACCUGUGAACACUGAGGCAUCUUUAGGAACUUGUCGCCACACAAGUAGCUCUUUCACUGGUGCGCAUGCGCAUCCACACUCAUGUGCAGAGUCUUGCAUGUAGCUCCCUCAAGCAGUGUUAAUGAAAUGGAGUGGGGGAGUAUGCCAUCCAGCCCAGCCGCCCCACACACACACAACCCCCACCCCUGGCUUGCCCUGUGGGGCUAGCACCUUGAGAAGGGGCCUCCUAUUGCCAGUGGCAACCAAUCCCAGCCCCUCUGCCAGGACCCUCCUGCUGUGUGUGUGUCCUGGAACUGGAGCAACAAGGAAGGCUGUGGGAUGGGGUGGGGGAGAGGCAUCGAGGCAGGCCAUGGUUGGCCAAGCAAGACUUUGCCCAGCCUAGUGCUCCCGAAGGAAGCCUGUUGAUCCCUCCGUUAUGUAGAAACUCAAACGAGCAAGGAAGAGACUUCUGCAUCCCUUCUCGGUUCUCCCCCACCCCUCCCCAGAUGACGAGUCUCAAGCUGCCAACCUUUUAUGGGAAGCCAGUUUCACUGGGAUGCCCCUCCCUGUUUCCUUCCGUAGCCUGUGCAAUUAAAGUGGGCCUUGCUAAUUAGCAACGGCCUCUUCCUCUCCUCUCCUCGCCUCUCUUUUUAAGCCUUUUAACAUUUUCUUUCUCGUAUAUGCUUAAAGACCCGGAGGGGGGAGGGGAAAGUAUAAGCCAUUAAAAAAAAGGCAGCACAGAAAGCUUUUUGUGUUGUUGGACAUUGCUAAGUUCGUGUGGAUUUCUUUAAGUGUCCCUCACAGUCUGUAAUGUGAAAUAGACGGGGGCGUGAUCGUUUCUUUGGACGCACAUGCACCCGAGCAUGCCCACACACAUACACGCAUGCAGAAACAGCGGAUUUAAUUUAAGCAGAUUGCCUGUGUUCCUGGAGUGCAUGUUGAGCCUUCCCUCCUCCCUUCAGUGUGGGACGAAAAGACACACACGCCCCUCUUUGCCCCAAUCUGGACCUUCUCCUCUUCCUCACCUGCUCUUGGGGGAAUCGGCUGGGGGAAAGUCAGACUAGAUGACGGGAAUCUUCCUUUGGAGACCUGCGAUCUUCAUCGAAAUGGGCUUCCAUUUGUAGAGAAGCUGGAAUUCUUGGAAUCAGCCCAUUUUAAUUCAGAAAUCACUGGUGAAAGGUGGCCAUGCUCCAUCACCACCAGUCGUGGCAGGUGUGCUCUGGACAGAGAAGAAGGAGGUUACCUCCCAUGUUCCAGCUGUGGUGUAUGUAUGACGGUGGCCAUUUUUAACAAGGGAAUGCGGUCUUUUCCGAGAGGGGAAAAAAAGAAAAACCUAUCGUCACGAUCAAAACCCUCCAGAGACUCUCAUUUCUACCUUGCAAAAACUCAGCCAUUGCUGCCAGCGCAUAAGGAUAAGCUCCUGAAAAUGUGACAGUGGGCCACUUUGGACAUUUUUAAAGUAAUGAGUACAGAAUUCAGCAUCCUGAGAAUUUUCUGUUUUUAUUUUAUUUUUAAAAGCCAAGUUUCUAGCCCUUACGGCUGAGAGGAUAAGCUCAAGGAUCUGUGUGGGCCAUGCCUCUGAAACUGUCAGUGUUUUUGGGCUUGACUCUCACCCUGACUUAUGGAGCAAUUAUGCAAAAUAAAGGAUAUGCCAUACA
Molecule: messenger RNA, 4791 nt
Organism: Rhineura floridana
Lineage: Eukaryota; Metazoa; Chordata; Lepidosauria; Squamata; Rhineuridae
Gene: ARNT
Product: aryl hydrocarbon receptor nuclear translocator
Exons: 23
Coding region: 180-2651 (823 amino acids)
Biological process (GO): regulation of transcription by RNA polymerase II
Cellular component (GO): cytoplasm; nucleus; transcription regulator complex
Molecular function (GO): protein dimerization activity; RNA polymerase II cis-regulatory region sequence-specific DNA binding; DNA-binding transcription factor activity, RNA polymerase II-specific
Source: RefSeq, a predicted model, not a curated record